AUGGACGAUGGAAGGAAAAGAGAAUUGCACGACUUAAAUACCCGAGCUUGGAAUGGCGAGGAAGUCUUUCCCUUGAAAAGCAAAAAGCUAGAUUCUAGUAUAAAGAGAAACACUGGUUUUAUAAAAAAAUUAAAGAAGGGAUUUGUGAAAGGUUCAGAACCCUCGUUGCUGAAAGAUUUGAGUGAGGCCUCCUUGGAAAAGUACCUAUCAGAGAUAAUAGUAACAGUAACUGAGUGUUUGUUAAACGUUCCGAAUAAGAACGAUGAUGUAAUUGCCGCUGUUGAGAUCAUAAGUGGACUUCAUCAAAGGUUCACUGGCCGGUUCACUGGUCCUCUUUUGGGAGCUUUUCUGCAGACUUUUGAGAAUCCCUCUGUCGACAUAGAAUCCGAAAGAGAUGAGCUUCAAAGGAUAACCAGAAUUAAAGGAAAUCUUCGCGUAUUUACUGAGCUUUACUUAGUUGGGGUUUUCAGAACAUUGGAUGAUAUUGAGUCGAAGGACGUUGUUCCAAAUUUCCUACAGAAAAAGACUGGCCGAAAAGAUCCAUUGCUAUUCAGUAUCCUCAGAGAGAUUCUUAAUUAUAAAUUCAAAUUGGGUUUUACUACCACUAUUGCAACUGCAUUUAUUAAAAAAUUUGCGCCUUUUUUCCAUGAUGACGAUAAUUCUUGGGAUGAUUUGAUAUUUGAUUCGAACCUAAAAUCUACGUUACAGUCUUUGUUUAAGAUUUUUAUAGAGGCUACCUUUUCCAGGGCCGCAGAACUGCAUAAAAAGGUCAAUAGACUACAAAGAGAGCAUCAGAAAUGUCAAAUAAGAACAGGGAAAUUAAGAGAUGAGUACAUAGAGGAGUACGACAAGUUACUUCCAAUAUUUAUUAGAUUCAAAAAUUCCGCAAUAACAUUGGGGGAAUUUUUUGAGUUAGAAAUUCCCGAGCUUGAAGGUGCUUCUAAUGACGAUUUGAAAGAAACUGCCUCUCCAAUGAUCACGAAUCAGAUAUUGCCACCCAAUCAACGAUUAUGGGAAAAUGAAGACACAAGGAAAUUUUAUGAGAUUCUACCAGAUAUCUCUAAAACUGUAGAAGAAUCACAAUCCACCAAAACAGAAAAAGAUUUAAAUUUAAACUCUAAAAAUAUUAAUUUAUUCUUUACAGAUUUGGAAAUGGCUGACUCCAAAGAUAUAAUUGACCAGCUCUCGAAUAGAUAUUGGUUAUCGCAUUUGGACAACAAAGCCACAAGAAAUCGAAUAUUGAAAUUUUUCAUGGAAACACAAGACUGGAGCAAACUGUCGGUAUAUUCCAGAUUUAUUGCAACAAACAGUAAAUAUAUGCCUGAAAUUGUUUCUGAAUUUAUAAAUUACCUAGAUAAUGGCUUUAGGAACCAGCUACACUCUAACAAGAUUAACGUAAAAAACAUUAUCUUCUUCAGCGAAAUGAUCAAAUUUCAACUGAUACCGUCAUUUAUGAUUUUCCAUAAGAUUAGGACAUUAAUCAUGAAUAUGCAAGUUCCAAAUAACGUAGAGAUUUUGACCGUUUUAUUAGAACACUCAGGAAAAUUCCUGCUAAAUAAACCAGAAUAUAAGGAAUUAAUGGAAAAAAUGGUCCAACUAAUCAAGGACAAAAAAAAUGAUAGACAAUUGAAUAUGAAUAUGAAAGGUGCCCUGGAAAACAUAAUCACUUUACUUUAUCCCCCUUCUGUCAAGUCUUUGAACGUUUCAGUAAAAACGAUAACACCCGAACAACAAUUUUAUCGCAUUUUGAUUAGAAGUGAACUGAAUAACUUAGACUUCAAACACGUUGUUAAGUUGAUUCGUAAGGCUCACUGGGGCGAUUUAGCUAUCCAGAAAGCGCUGUUUUCUCUUUUUUCAAAACCGCAUAAGAUUAGUUAUCAAAACAUUCCCCUACUAACUAAAGUUCUGGGCGGCCUAUACAGCUACCGCCGCGACUUCGUUAUCAGAUGUAUAGACCAGGUACUAGAAAAUAUUGAACGGGGCUUGGAAAUCAAUGAUUAUGGACAAAACAUGCAUAGAAUAUCGAAUGUUAGAUACUUAACUGAAAUAUUUAACUAUGAAAUGAUAAAGUCCGAUGUUUUGUUAGAUACCAUUUACCACAUUGUUAGAUUCGGUCAUAUCAACAAUCAGCCCAAUCCUUUUUAUUUGAAUGAUUCAGACCCGCCAGAUAACUAUUUCAGAAUUCAGCUGGUCACCACGAUUUUGUUAAAUAUCAAGAGAACCCCUGCUGCUUUUACUAAAAAAUGCAAAGUUUUGCUGAGGUUUUUCGAGUAUUAUACUUUUAUUAAAGAACAGCCUUUACCUAAGGAGACAGAAUUUAGGGUGUCAAGCACAUUCAAAAAAUAUGAGAGCAUUUUCGAAAAUGCUAAGUUUGAAAGGUCAGAAAACCUAGUAGAAAGUGCCUCAAGGUUGGAAAGUUUACUGAAAUCAUUAAACACAACAAAAAGCAAAGAUAGCGAAGUGAAGGGACUUUCCUCAAGCAUUGACAAUGGUAAGGAGAGCGCAGUUUCUAUUGAAGUAAUUGCAGAAGAUGAUGACGAUGAUGACGAUGAAAAUGACGAUGGUGUGGAUUUACUAGGAGAAGAUGAAGAUGUGGAGACAAGCGUAUUGGUCCCAGAGUCAGCACCAGAAAAAAGCCGGAUAAAAGAAGACGACAGUGAAGAUGAUGACGAAGACGACGAUGAAGACGAAGAUGAUGAUGAUGAAGAUGAUGAUGAAGAAGAAGACGAUGAUGAUGACGAUGAUGAUGAUGAUGGCGAAGACAGCGAUUCUGAUUUGGAGUAUGGUGGUGACCUUGACGCAGACAGAGAUAUUGAGAUGAAACGAAUGUACGAAGAAUACGAGAAAAAGCUAAAAGAUGAGGAAGAAAGAAAAGCGGAAGAUGAGUUAGAAAGGCAAUUUCAACAAAUGAUGCAAGAAUCCAUAGACGCAAGAAAAAGCGAAAAGGUUGUUGCCAGUAAAAUCCCAGUAAUUUCGAAGCCAGUCAGCGUUCAAAAACCUCUGGUAUUGAAAAAGAGUGAGGAGCCUUCCUCAAACAAGGAGAGUUACGAAGAAUCGUCUAAGCCAAAGAAGAUUGCAUUCACGUUUUUGACUAAAAGUGGUAAGAAAACACAAUCAAGAGUUUUACAGUUACCAACGGAUGUGAAGUUCGUCUCUGAUGUUCUUGAAGAAGAAGAGAAGCUGAAAACAGAACGAGACAAGAUUAAAAAGAUUGUUUUAAAACGAUCUUUUGACUAA
Molecule: messenger RNA, 3237 nt
Organism: Saccharomyces paradoxus
Lineage: Eukaryota; Fungi; Ascomycota; Saccharomycetes; Saccharomycetales; Saccharomycetaceae
Gene: NMD2
Product: Nmd2p
Exons: 2
Coding region: 1-3237 (1078 amino acids)
Biological process (GO): nuclear-transcribed mRNA catabolic process, nonsense-mediated decay
Cellular component (GO): cytoplasm; exon-exon junction complex
Molecular function (GO): RNA binding; protein binding
Source: RefSeq, a predicted model, not a curated record